GUCAGAGUUCAUAAGAAGAGCUGCGGUGUGCGUGUGUUGCGCUCGUGCCGGGUUUUUAAACAUUGCUUUAUUUUGGAACUGGUGGCCAUCUAGUUUUAUUUGAUUCGCAAAGAUGGCCUCAGAUUCAGGCUACGGGCAUCAUGGAGCUCAACAAAGCUAUGGAUCUUAUGGUGGAUCCCAAGGUUAUCAAGGCGGACAGCAGGGAUAUGGUCAAGGCAAUGGAAGCAGCUCUUAUGGUGGUUCUGGGCAAUCUGGUGGUGGAGAAAGUUAUGGCCAGUCGGCUCCAGGAUAUUCCUCUGGCUAUGGUCAACAACCACCGCAGCAGCAGGGCUAUGACAGCUAUGGACAGCAGGGCUCUGAAUCCUCACCUGGCUUCGGUGGAGAGAAGUCGUAUGGCCAGCAGUCUGUAGGUGGAAGUGCCGGAGGGUAUGGUCAGUCCGGUGGCUCGUAUGGGGGUUCUCAAGGUGGCUACGGACGACGCAACGAUGGUGAUACCCGGAGGUAUGGUGAUGAUGGUGGCUCAGAUCGGUCUGAGGGAUACAGGGGCAGGGGACGUGGGGGUUAUGAUCGUGGCGGUUAUGACCGUGGUGGCUUUGACAGAGGUGGCCGAGGCGGCCCACCCUCCGGUAUUGGUGGUGGUGACCGCGGUGGCUACAAAAAUUACGGUGGACCCAGAGACUAUGGUCAAAAGGAUGACGGAGAUGACCAGGAUAACUCGGACAAUAAUACCAUCUUUGUCCAAGGUCUUGGAGAAGAUGUCACCACUCAGGAAGUGGGAGACUUCUUCAAACAGAUAGGAAUCAUCAAGGUGAAUAAGAAGACGGGCCAACCCAUGAUUAAUCUAUACUCUGAUAAAGCCACUGGUCGACUGAAGGGUGAAGCCACAGUGUCAUUUGAUGAUCCUCCCUCGGCCAAAGCUGCCAUUGAGUGGUUUGAUGGAAAAGAAUUCAAUGGAAGACCUAUUAAGGUGUCGUUUGCUACAAGAAGGGCUGAGUUCAGCCAUAGAGGAGGAGGCGGCGGCGGCGGUGGUGGCGGGCGAGGCCGUGGUGGUUUUCGAGGAAGGGGCAGUGGCGGCUUCGGUGGUGGUGGUCCCUCGUUUGAUGUAAGAGGAGGAGACUGGCCUUGUCCCAACAGCUCCUGUGGCAACAUGAACUUUGCCCGAAGAUAUGAGUGUAACAAAUGUGGAGCACCUAAACCAGAAGGUGAAAGUCAUGGAGGAGACCGUGGUGCUCGGGGCGGAUAUGGAGGUGACCGCGGGGACCGUGGCGGCUUCAGAGGCGGAAGAGGAGGUGGAGGUUUCAGGGGUGGUGACCGUGGAGGCUAUGGUGGUGGCGGCUACAAAAUGGGUGGAAGAGGAGACCACAGAGACGAGAGACGAGGACGACCAUACUGAAGACUUUGUGGAUUCCAAAACUUUGCUAUGGGGGGGUGGAUAUUGGAAGGGUUUGAAAGGGUAAUGGGGAGAGGUUUGUGUUUGCAUACCUUUCCUUUGCAUGAACGUCCUACGUACUGUCGGAAAUGAGCAGUUUUUUUCCCCCCCAUUAAUGUUGAAUCUACUGUGAGGGGCCAUGGAAGUAGAAGGGAUCGUAUUUUGGACUCUUUCAAUAAAUUGAGACCUGUCAGGGGAAUUGCUAAAACUGGCAUCAGAUCAGCUUUAAUUGGUAAUUUUGCUCUAGCUGAAUGGAGGGGGGAGGGGCCAGAUGUUAUUUGUUAAUUUUUAAUUUACUGACUUGUAGAAUCUGGUAUUUAGUGUGUGAUUUGUGAAAUGCUUAAUAUCAUUGUUUUGUAAAAUCAACAUGAAAUGUUUUACUUAGGGUUUUCUUUUUGCAAAUAUUAAAACACUUGUGAUCUUAA
Myxocyprinus asiaticus (Chinese sucker) is the source of this 1854-nucleotide messenger RNA. RefSeq names its product RNA-binding protein FUS-like. The transcript has 16 exons. The record is from RefSeq and is a predicted model, not a curated record. NCBI's taxonomy places the organism in Eukaryota, Metazoa, Chordata, Actinopteri, Cypriniformes, Catostomidae. Gene Ontology annotation, cellular component: nucleus. Gene Ontology annotation, biological process: regulation of DNA-templated transcription. Bases 113 to 1393 code for a protein of 426 amino acids. Gene Ontology annotation, molecular function: RNA binding; transcription coregulator activity.